GAGUGGAGCUAUUAACAUGUGCUGUGGGUCCUUGCAGACCAUCCCCAUCUGGCAGAACAAGCCCCAUGGCUCGGCUCGCAGCGUGGUCAGGAUGAUCGGCUCCAACCUGCCCCUGAAGCCCUGUCCCAGGGCCACCUUCGAGGUGCUGCCAAGUGUCUCAGAUCUGUAUCUGGGUGAUGUGCCCCCCGUGCCCACCUUGGCUGACAUCGUGUGGAUCGCAGCGGAUGAUGAGGAGACCUACGCCAGGGUCAGAAGUGACACUCGCCCGCUGAAGCACAAGUGGAAGCCGAGUCCCUUCACGGUGAUCCAGAGGAACGCCUCGGUGCCCAACCUGAGGAAGCAGGAGGAGAAGCUGCUGGCCCUGAAGAAGCCUGGUUUGCCAGCCCUGAGCCGGACCACAGAGCUCCAGGAUGAGCUGAGCCACCUGCGGAGCCAGAUCGCCAAGAUCGUGGCUGCAGAGUCAGCCUCUGCCCAGCUGACCCCAGAUCUGUUAUCCCCAGGGAGCUCCAACGCCUCUUCUCCCGUCCAUUGCUUUGGACCCUCCUUCCAGUCCACCACGUCCUUUGUGAUCAGCGACAUCACGGAGGAGGAGGCGGAGCUGGAGAGCCCCGAGCUGCCCUCGGUGGCCGAGCUGCCGGCGGUGGCCGCGCUCUGCUCUGCCCCCGAGGGCCGGCCCGAGCCCCGGGACCCCGACGAGGAGGACUCCGUGUCCCUUUCCAAGGCCAGCAGCUUUGCUGACAUGAUGGGGAUUCUCAAAGACAUUCACAGGAUGAAGCAGAGCAAAGACUUGAGCCGCCCGGCCAUGAAGGAGGAGGACCCGGCCGUGCUCAUCGCAGAGGUGCUCCGGAGGAAGUUUGCCCUGAAGGAUGAAGACCUGGCCCUGAAGGAGAAGUGAUGCUGCUGCACUCAGCUCUGUAAGCAGAGUUCAUGCUCCCAAAACCUCCUCCACAGUAGCUGCCUUCUCCCAGGGAUUGAGCCUUUGCCUCUUUGAUUAAGCAGACACGGUUGGUGCACCGGACACUUGGUUAGGAAGGACCCUUUGGGUUUGAUGUGUUUUCCAUGUGCUGUUCUAUUUAAGAAAAACCUUUCUAAGAAGAUGGAAGCUCUUUGCCACCUGUGUGUGUUGGUGUUGGUGGCUGGUGAGGAGCUCCUGGAGUGCUGCUGGAUGAAGUCCUUUGUACCUGCACUUUUCCUUAGGUUCCAGUUAAGCAUUGAGCUAAGGAUAGAACCAGUUCCCACGCCCAGUAUGAGCAGGACAGAUCCCCAGUCCUUUAUCCUGAGGAUGCCAGAGCUGCUGAGAACAAGCUCAUGAGUGCUGCCAGCUCUCCAGGGCUGUUGGAUCAUGGUGGGAAAAGGUUUUUUUUUUCCCAAAACCCCCCUGGCUCGGGUCUGAGGGAUCUCAUGUGCCCUGGGUGUUCCUUCUCUCACAGAUCCGCCCACAGUUGCAUGACAGAAUGGCCUUAAUUUCUUGCCAGUAAUUUAAUGUCCCAUGACCAGUCCCUGCAUCCCCAACCUGUGUUUUAUUUGGCCUCCCAAAGGUCUGUUCAUUGACCUGGCACCAGUGCAGAGGGCAGGAGGAGCUUGGCCUUGGCUGUGGCUGCAGUUCCCCCUCACUCAGAGAGCUCCACGUUCCCUGCAAUGCCCCCCAUGGCUGUAUUUAAAGUACGAAUUUUUUUUUUUUUUCCUUUCUAUAAAAUGGAGCCUUAAUAAGACA
Molecule: messenger RNA, 1714 nt
Organism: Lonchura striata (white-rumped munia)
Lineage: Eukaryota; Metazoa; Chordata; Aves; Passeriformes; Estrildidae
Source: RefSeq, a predicted model, not a curated record